GGCAUCUAUUAACAUAGUAGAUCUAGAUCCAUGUUCCAUGCUCAUUCAUUAUUCAUAACAAAGUGUAGGGGGUAAUUCCGACCAGAGGAAUACUACUCUGUCAAUUAUCUUAAUUUCAACAGUGUGAUAUAUUAAUAGGAACUUUCAGAAAUUCGCUUCCUACAACAAAAAAAGAACGAUAUGGCAACGGGAGUCGCCCCAACAGUCACUUUGAAUAAUGGAAGACAAAUGCCCCAGUUAGGUUUGGGAACUUGGUUGUCUCUGGAAGGCGAAGCGAAGGAAGCCGUAAAGUACGCCAUAGACAUCGGCUACCGCCACAUUGACUGCGCCAUGCUGUAUGGCAACGAAAAAGAAAUCGGGGAAGCAGUCAGGGAGAAAAUAGCUGAUGGCACCGUCAAACGAGAAGACCUCUUCAUCACCACGAAGCUGUGGAACAUGUUCCACGAGUACGAGCAAGUAGUGCCGACCUGCAAAAAGUCUCUCGAGAACCUGGGUUUAGACUACGUCGAUUUGUACCUCAUCCACUGGCCGGUGGCUCAGAAGUUGACUGAAAUAGAUCCGCUAAAUCCAUUCGGCCUAGGUAAUGCAGUCAUCAUCAAGCACGAUUUCACAGAAACCUGGAAGGGUAUGGAGGAGUGCGUUAGGCUAGGCUUGACCAAGAGCAUCGGACUGUCGAACUUCAACAGUGUGCAAGUCUUGAGGAUUUUGGACGUGGCGAAGAUAAUGCCAGUUACAAAUCAGAUCGAAGUGAAUCCCCAUCUGAAUCAGAAAAAACUCAUUAAGUUCUGUAAAGAUCGCAAUAUCGUCAUCACAGCCUAUAGUCCAUUUGGUUCCCCAGCGAGGACAUGGGCCAAGCCAGGACAACCAGAGAUAGCGUUCGAUCAUCCUACUUUCGUUAAGAUUGGGGAAAAAUACGGAAAGACUUCGUCGCAGGUGAUUUUGCGUUACCUUAUAGAUAUUGGAACUGUCCCCAUACCUAAAUCAACGAAUAAAGAGAGAUUGAAAUUGAAUUUGCACGUUUUCGACUUCAAACUGGACGAGGACGAUAUUUCAGCCAUAGAUGCCAUGAAUAUGGACCAUAGAGCAGUACAUGCCCUGGAUCUUGUUGAGUCCGACGAUUAUCCUUUCAAAAAUGUUGAAUUUUGAAGAAACAUCAAUAAGUCUACAGUAUAUAAUAAGACAGGAAUAACGUA
Coccinella septempunctata (seven-spotted ladybird) is the source of this 1193-nucleotide messenger RNA. RefSeq names its product aldo-keto reductase family 1 member B1-like. Gene Ontology annotation, molecular function: aldose reductase (NADPH) activity. Gene Ontology annotation, cellular component: cytosol. NCBI's taxonomy places the organism in Eukaryota, Metazoa, Arthropoda, Insecta, Coleoptera, Coccinellidae. The transcript has 4 exons. The coding region runs from base 181 to 1146 and encodes 321 amino acids. The record is from RefSeq and is a predicted model, not a curated record.